GUCGUGUGACAUUAAAUGUUGCCAUAUAUUGGUAAGAAGGGAGGUGCAACUUCUUCACUAUUUGUAUAUAAAUCAAAAGCUAACCACAACGAUUGAAGAUAUAGCAUUGAGAAUUUAAUAAAGAGAGAGUGAGAAAAAUGGUGAAAAGCAAAGUGCUGGUUAUAGGAGGAACUGGGUACUUGGGGAAGAGGUUGGUGAAGGCAAGUUUGGCUCAGGGUCAUGAAACUUAUGUCCUGCAUAGGCCGGAGAUCGGAGUUGAUAUUGAGAAAGUUCAGAUGCUUUUGGAGUUCAAAAUGCAAGGUGCUCAUCUGGUUUCUGGCUCUUUCAAUGACCACCAGAGCCUUGUCAAUGCCGUUAAACUUGUUGAUGUUGUUAUUUGUGCCAUUUCUGGGGUCCACAUCCGGAGCCAUCAUAUCCUCCUUCAACUCAAGCUUGUUGAUGUUAUCAAAGAAGCAGGAAAUAUUAAGAGAUUUUUGCCAUCUGAGUUUGGGACAGAUCCAGCAAGAAUGGAGAAUGCAUUAGAACCAGGAAGAAUAACAUUUGAUGACAAAAUGGUAGUGAGGAAAGCCAUUGAAGAAGCUCAAAUCCCUUUCACAUAUGUUUCUGCAAAUUGCUUUGCUGGUUACUUCCUUGGUGGUUUGUGUCAACCGGGUAGUAUUCUUCCCUCUAGAGAUUCUGUCGUUUUGCUUGGAGAUGGCAAUCAAAAAGCAAUAUAUGUUGAUGAAGAUGAUAUAGCCAUGUACACAAUCAAAGCCAUAGAUGAUCCUCGAACCCUUAACAAGACUUUGUAUAUUAGACCCCCCAAAAACAUUCUAUCUCAGAAAGAAGUUGUUCAAGUUUGGGAGAAGCUAAUUGGUAAAGAGUUGAAGAAAUCUUCCAUUUCCAAAGAUGAGUUUCUGGCUACUCUUAAAGAGCAAAACUAUGCAGAGCAAGUUGGCUUAAUACAUUACUACCAUGUUUGCUACGAAGGUUGUCUUGCAAAUUUCGAAAUCGGUAACAAUGGAGUUGAAGCAUCUGAGCUUUAUCCAGAGAUCGAGUAUAAAACAGUUGAGGACUACAUGAAACGCUAUGUUUAAUCAUAUAAUAAUAUUGUGUCUUGACAAAAGAUCUUGAUAUAUAAGACCAUAAAUGAAAUAAUUAAGCAAUCAUUUUAUGGAUUAUUUAAAUAUUUAUUGCUUCAAAUUAUGAAA
Messenger RNA from Ziziphus jujuba (common jujube), 1190 nucleotides. RefSeq names its product bifunctional pinoresinol-lariciresinol reductase 2. The record is from RefSeq and is a predicted model, not a curated record. NCBI's taxonomy places the organism in Eukaryota, Viridiplantae, Streptophyta, Magnoliopsida, Rosales, Rhamnaceae. Gene Ontology annotation, molecular function: oxidoreductase activity.